This is a messenger RNA of Panonychus citri (citrus red mite), 4622 nucleotides long. RefSeq names its product furin-like protease 2. Gene Ontology annotation, cellular component: Golgi membrane; trans-Golgi network. The transcript is spliced from 8 exons. The record is from RefSeq and is a predicted model, not a curated record. Lineage: Eukaryota; Metazoa; Arthropoda; Arachnida; Trombidiformes; Tetranychidae. Gene Ontology annotation, biological process: protein processing. The coding region runs from base 935 to 4294 and encodes 1119 amino acids. Gene Ontology annotation, molecular function: serine-type endopeptidase activity.
AUAAUUUGUUUUCUUUAAUUGUGAUUUAAUUUAAUUGUGAUAGAAAUUGUUAAUUAUCGUUAAUAUCUUCAUGUUGAUUGGCAGUUUUUUCUAAGGUGGUUUUGUCAACAAUUAAAUCAUUUCUCUCUCUAAUCAAAAUAAUGUUGACGGUUCUUCAUUUUGAUUUCCAUUGUUUUUUUAGUUCUUCUUUUACCUAAUCCGUUAAUAUGUUAAAAUGUUUAAUUGUUUCAAUUUUGAUAGCAAAAUGGUUGAUUGUUUAACCUUUUGUAUUUAAUUGUUUCUCAUCUCUCCAGUGAUUAAAAUGAUGGCGUUGUUAUUAUCUACAAUAAAUGAGAAUCAAUUUCUCUCUAUCUCUCUCUUUCUCUAUCUGUGUUUAUGAUGAACAAUUAAUGUGAUCCAAAUCAAUCAAUUGACUUUUACUUCAUCAUCAUCAUCAACUAUCAUCAUCCUCAUCAUUCUCAUCAACACUUAUUCUCUAUCAAAGCCAUCUGUGAAUCUAAUCAACUAAUCUUGAGCGAGAGAGAGAGAGAGAACGAAAAAAGAAAAAAAAGAAAGUAAAAAAGAAAGAGAAAAUGGGAGAAUAGAAUAUUUUUGUUCGAAAAAGAGAAGAGAGAAAAGAGAAUCAAGAGAACAUGUUAGUUGGAUGUUAAUCUACCUGAACAACUGUUCAGUUCAUUUAUUUAUAUUUUCCUUUGAAUUUACUGUAGAAUUAACAGCUUUUUUUCUCUCUUUUUUCUAAAAUUCUAUUUCUCUCUCUCUCUCUCCAAAUCAUCAAUCUAAUCAAUAUGUAACCUUCCAUUAAUUAUGUGUUUCUUUCAUCUGUUUACACCUGAUGAUGGAAAAUAAAAGUUCCAUGUUCAUUUUGAAAGGAAACCGGAUAGAGAAAUAAUAAAAUAAACAAAGACACACACACACAGACACAAAUACGACAACAAUGGUGAUACCUUUUCAAGACAUUAGAUUAAUAUCUUAUAAAAGAUAUUUAGUAUUAAUAGUUGCCUUAUUAACAAUAGUAAUUAGUCAAUUUGGUUUAACUGUUUUGUGCCAAUCAAAUGUUGGUUUUUAUACCAAUCAGUUUGCUGUUCAAUUACGACCAGGAACAAGUGAACAAGAUGCUCAACAAUUGGCUUCUACUCAUGGAUUUAAUUAUAAGGGAAAGAUUGGGCGUUUAGAUAAUCAUUAUCUAUUUGAUCACCAUGGGAUUUCAAAACGAUCAACUGAUCAUUCCCAUGAACAUCAUACUAAACUCAAGGAUGAUGAUAGAGUUAUGUGGGCUGCGCAACAAAUAGCCAAGCCUCGAGUGAAACGAGGUAAUCAAGAUAUUCCGGAAACGAUUUCAGAUCCACUAUUCAAAGAGCAAUGGUAUAUUAAUAAAGGAGCUCGUGAUGGUUAUGAUAUGAAUGUUGCUGCUGCUUGGAAAAAAGGAUUCACCGGUAAAGGUGUGGUUGUCACUAUUCUUGACGAUGGUAUUCAACCUAAUCACCCUGAUUUAGCAGCUAAUUAUGAUCCAUUGGCAAGUUAUGAUGUAAAUAGUAAUGAUCCUGAUCCAACUCCUCAGGAUAAUGGAGAUAAUAAACAUGGUACUCGAUGUGCUGGUGAAGUAGCUGCUGUAGCAGGUAAUGAUUUUUGUGGUGUUGGGAUAGCAUUUAAUUCAAGUAUCGGAGGAGUCCGGAUGUUGGACGGAGUUGUUACCGAUGAAGUUGAAGCUCGAGCUCUUGGCCUUAAUCCAGAUCAUGUUCACAUUUAUAGUGCCUCAUGGGGACCAGAAGACGACGGGAAAACGGUUGAUGGACCUGGUAGGCUUGCGAAACGCGCUUUUAUCGACGGAAUUAAAAAGGGUCGCAGAGGAAAAGGAUCGAUAUUUGUUUGGGCCUCAGGUAAUGGUGGUCGACGUGAUGAUAAUUGUAAUUGUGAUGGUUAUACCAAUUCAAUUUAUACCUUAUCGAUAAGUUCAGCUACUCAAAGUGGAACCAAACCUUGGUACCUUGAGGAAUGUUCAUCAACCUUGGCGACAACUUAUUCUAGUGGCUCCCUGGGUCGUGAUCAGAAUAUUGUAACUGUUGAUAUGGAUACUUCUUACUUCGAGUCUAUUGAAAAUGGUUAUCCACCUGAUGCUUCCCGUCUUUGUACCAAAUCACACACCGGAACCUCUGCAUCAGCUCCUAUUGCAGCCGCGAUUUGUGCUCUUGCCUUGGAAGCAAAUCCAAACCUUACCUGGCGUGAUAUGCAGCAUAUUGUUGUUCGAACCUCACGUUUUGAACCUUUGAAAAAUGAAGAUGGCUGGUUUACCAAUGCUGUUGGUCGGAAUAUUAGUCAUAAAUUUGGUUAUGGUUUGAUGGAUGCUGAAGCAAUGGUUGAUUUAGCUGAGAAAUGGCAUCCAGUUCCACCUCAGUUAAUCUGUGAAUCCCCUGUUCGUGAGGAGAAACUUUUAAUCCCUGAGAAUCCAGCAGAUCAGUUAGAGGUUUCACUCAACUGGACUGGAUGUUCAGGAACUUCUGACGAUAUCAAUUAUCUUGAACAUGUUCAAACUCGCGUUGAUUUACGAUUUCGACCCAGAGGAUCAUUGAAAUUAACCCUUAUUUCACCUUCUGGUACAGUUUCCAAUCUUCUAACUCCUCGAGUAAAAGACGCUGUUGAUGUCGCUUUUGAACAAUGGCCUUUCCUUUCAGUUCAUUUUUGGGGUGAAAAUCCCCGUGGAGUUUGGCGAUUAAUAAUUAAAAAUGAUAUUUCUCCAGCCGAAAAACCUGGUGAACUAAUUUCUUGGGGAAUGACUUUUUAUGGUGUUAAUGAACCAAUACCAAACUAUGAAGAUUCUUCGAGGCCAGUUCGUUUUCUUCCUCCUCGAAUACCAUCCAAAUGUCCUAAGGCAACUUUUAUGAACCUAGAGACCAAUGAAUGUGUGAAAGAUUGUCCAGAAGGAACCUAUGGAAAUGUAGAGACAAUUGAAUGUAGCAAAUGUAAUUCUCAAUGUAAAACUUGCUACGGACCAUUAUCAGAGAAUUGUAUUACUUGUGAUAAAACUAAUAAUCGAUAUUACUACGGUGAUCAUUGUCUAACCAAAUGUCCUGGAGGCUAUUAUGCCGAUAAAAAGUACGGUGAAUGUCUUCCCUGUUCACGAAGUUGUAAAACAUGUUCUAAAACUCGAGAUCAAUGUACAUCAUGUAACAUGAACUGGCGAUUAGAGUCAAAGAAAAACAAAUGUUCACCCGUUUGCGAAGGCUCUUUGUGUAACAAUGUCGCCAAACAAUGUCCAGACCAUUGUACUUCAUGUAAUCCAUCACAAAGAUCAUCAUUAUCAUCCUCAUCAUCUAAAUUGACUUGUAGCUCAUGUCAAACAGGUUAUCGUCUAUUGGAAGGAUUUUGUUCAACCAAUCAAUGUCCAUCUAAUUAUUAUGAGUCAACAUCAAUUGAAAAUAUCGAUAAUAAUAUAAAAGCAUCUCUUGAAUGCCGAAAAUGUCAUGAAUCAUGUGAAACUUGUUCUGGUCCAUCUCAUUCACAAUGUAAAAGUUGUUUUAAUUCAGCUCCUUUAAAGGAUGGCUUCUGUCUCCCUUGUCCAUCGGGGGAAUAUUUUAAUUCAUUAACAAAAUCUUGUGAUGUUUGCCAUGAAUCUUGCUCAUCAUGUUCAGGACCAAGUUCCAAGGAGUGUAUCGAGUGUCGAUUCCCAUUAUUUUUAGAAUCAAAUCGUUGUUUACCUUGUUGUAACCGAAAAUCAUCAUCAUCAUCAUCUCAUUCAAACUCAUAUUCACCAUUAGAUUUUAAUUUAUCAAACACUUUAAGUAAAAAUAGUAAUAAUAACAAUAAGCACAAAAAAACAUCUAAUUCAAACAAUAAUCAUCUAAAUUGUUGCCAUUGUGAUAGUUCAUCAGGUCCAUGUUCAGUUCCAGCUAAAACUCGAAGUAUUUCCAUGUCAACGGAUACAAAUGGUGGAAACAAAAUAACCUCAAACGCUUAUAAUUCAAACUAUGGACCAAACGGAAUGGAAUUAAAUUCACCCAAUCGAUUUGAAAAGCUAAUCAAAAGUCCGCCAACUGUGAUAAUCGUGAUAUGUUUCUCAUCUUUAAUUACCAUCACCAUAAUCUUCUUAUUACUUCAGAUGAUCUCAACCUUUCGAUCAACUUCAGGAGGAGGAAUCGGUGGAAAUGGAGGAUUAUUCACCUCUCGAAACUCUCGUCGUUACCAGAAGAUCUCUAAUUGUUCCAGUUACAAUUCUAAUCAGGAUAAGGUUAUCCUUAAUUGUUACAAUGAAGACGAAGAUGACGAGGAAGAGGAAGAUCGUCUAUUUGAAAAAACAUAAACAAUCAACUAAUCGUACUAAUGAUAUUGUAAAAUUUAUAUUCAAUUAACCUCUUCUCCUCUCUCUCUCUCUCUCGUUCAUUUGAAUAUGGACAUUAUGUACCAAAAGCUUAAUUUAAAUUGUUCCAACGAUGAGAAAGUUAAUCAACAACAAAAAAAAACACGAAAAAAAGUCAUAAAAAGUGAUGAUUACAAUCAACUAAUUACUAUUAACUAAAAGUGUAUUGUACUUAUUUGCAUAUUGUAAUCAAUUGUAAACCAAUUUUAUCUUGACAUUUUAUUUUUUUUUUGUUAAUUUAACAAGAAAUAAAAUCAAUAACAAAGUUAAA